UGUAGACAUGCUAAGACGUUGUGUGGGGACAUUGUGUAGAGAUAGACUGAGCUCAGACACUUCAGAGCAAAGAUGAGAUCACUCUUUUUUAUUUUACUGCUGGCUGUUGGUUGUGGUGUGGCUGUGGGUCUGACUAGAGAAUAUAUUUUUAUUCAAUUCUACUAUACUUUUGAUUCUGCUCAGUUAUACUGCAGACAAUAUUACAGAGAUCUGGCCACCAUCACCUCUAAUGAAGAAAAUAAACGACUUUUAGAAUCAGGACCCGGUUUAUAUGACAAUUGGAUUGGGCUGUACAAGCCCUUCACCACCUGGAGAUGGUCUAAUGGAGAUCCCUGUCUUUUUCAAAAAUGGGAAUCAGGAUCACCUUCAAAAAAAAAAGGUGAAGACUGUGCUUUCAUAUAUGACACUGGAUUGUGGUCAAAUAGACUAUGUACGGAAACGGACACUUUCUUCUGUGAUCGGUUCCUGAUCCUGGUGAAGGAGAAGAAGACCUGGGAAGAGGCUCAGGAGUUCUGCAGGACUAAUUACACUGGUUUGGCCUCUGUGACCUCCGAGUGGAGCCUGAAGCAGCUGAAUCUAGAGACGGUGGGGACAGAGACAGAGAGCGUGUGGACCGGCCUGCGCUUCAUGGAUGGAAAAUGGUUCUGGGUGAACGGGGAGCAGCUGGGGAGCCUGGUCUCAAUACCUUCAUGUCCAGUUCAAUCUUACCGCUGUGGAGCUCUCAACACCAAAACAAACAACAUGAAGAACCAGAACUGCAACGAGAAACUGAACUUUGUCUGCUACUGGCUGUGAUUUUACACAAGUACACAUCUCCUUCAGGAAGAUUAUACUGUAUACUGCAUCACACAAUGUAAUCAUCUAUUAUUUAAUAUUAUUAGCUUUCUUUACUAAUGUUUAAUUUGGUUUUAGUUUUAGGUUCUGAUAGAAGAACUGAACAGCUGAGGAGGUUAUUUGUUGGUGGAGGGUCAGAGUUCAUAAUAAUGUACAAAUUUACACUCAUUAUAAAGUUUAUUACACCUUUAUUACUGUUUAAGCCAUCAGUCAAUAAGGAGAAAACUGUAUAUUCUUCAGUAAAAUAUGUGACACAAAAUGUUUCUCAUUUAAAAAUACUGAUAUUUGGAUUAAUAUUUUGACUUUAAUUCUAAAUAUGUAUUAAUGUGUACAUAAUUUUUGACAAUGAUAUGCAAAUCACACAACAUCAAAAUGAUUGUUCCUGAAUGCCACUGUUUUGUUUAAUAGGUCUGAAUGCUUUGAUUGUUUAUAGUUUGUAUUUUUUAAAUCCUUGUUUUCCUGAUAUUUGUCACCUAUUAUCUUUUUUUGUAAAUUGAUAUAUUUUCAUUUAAAAAUUCCUGCCCAGUGUAGAAUACAAAUAAAUUUAGAAUUAAAAGAAAUUGUUUGAGUCAAUGUCAAUGUUCUGGUGGACAUGCGUGUAUUACAGGCAUAAUAAUCGUAUGUGAUAUAUUUAUCUAUAGAUUUCUGUUUAUCUGUUUAAGGACAAAUAGUUAAUUAUUUUUCCUUUAGUUAGCCUAUUUUAAUGUUAUUUAACCUUAAAGAUUUAAUGCUAUCUAACUAUUAACUAAUAUUUUUACUUUGGUACUUUCACUGCAGCAUCUUGUCUAUUUGUUUAUCUCCAUAGCCACACUUUUGUGCUUCUCUUGCAUUUGAAUGUUUUUGCAUGCUUGCAUUCUCAACUGAUGUAGGAUGUGAAGACAUUCAUGCAUGACCUCAGAACUGACCUAAAAGAUUUGAGCUGGUUUUAUUAUUAGACUUAAUAAAGAGGUUUUGGUCCACUGAU
Messenger RNA from Hemibagrus wyckioides, 1798 nucleotides. Its product is annotated as secretory phospholipase A2 receptor-like. The transcript is spliced from 2 exons. The coding region runs from base 73 to 795 and encodes 240 amino acids. NCBI's taxonomy places the organism in Eukaryota, Metazoa, Chordata, Actinopteri, Siluriformes, Bagridae. The record is from RefSeq and is a predicted model, not a curated record.